Molecule: messenger RNA, 1008 nt
Organism: Trichophyton rubrum CBS 118892
Lineage: Eukaryota; Fungi; Ascomycota; Eurotiomycetes; Onygenales; Arthrodermataceae
Exons: 2
Coding region: 1-1008 (335 amino acids)
Molecular function (GO): O-methyltransferase activity
Source: RefSeq, a predicted model, not a curated record
AUGAUAAAGCUCGGAGUUCCACAACAAAUUCCUCUUGAUGGAUCUGUUUCACUCCGCUCUCUAGCUCAGUAUGCCCAGGUUGAAGAGCAGCUGUUUACUCGUCUCGUUCGAUAUUCCAUCGCCGUCGGUUUUCUAUCCGAGAAAACGCCCGGCCAGAUCAGCCACAACUCAGCUUCAUCCGUUUGCGUACGUGAUCAAAACACUACUGAUAGCAUUCUAUCAAACCUCAACGUUGCAAACCCGGCGUCGGUGAAGAUGGUAGAAGCUCUCAAGCUCAACCCUACAGGGACUGAUGCGUCAAAGACGCCUCUCAGCGUUGCUUUCGCCCAGUCUUUGGAUGGUGCUGAGAAGCUAGGCACUAUGUGGGAUUUCCUCCGCGAUCAUCCGGAAGAGGAGGUUCGGUUCCAUAAUUCCAUGGCUGCCACACACUCCACUUCAAUCUACUCGUGUGAGCAUGUAGCCCGAGGAUUCGAUUGGAAUCAGGUCAAGUCAAUUGUUGAUGUUGGUGGCUCAGAAGGACAUGUAAGCAUGGCGAUAGUCAACUCUUACCCUCACAUUAAGUCAACCGUUCAGGAUAUAGGGGAGGUGGUCGCCUCCUCCCGUCAGCAGCUUCCCGCACAGUACAAACAGGCCAUUGAGUUUAUCGAGCACGAUUUUUUCCAGCCCCAACCUGUACAGGCGGAUGCGUAUAUUCUGCGCUUUAUCUUACACAACUGGUCUGAUGAGGAGGCCAAACGCAUAAUUGGUGGUUUGCUGCCAGUACUGAAGCCAGGUGUUCGGGUGCUGAUUAUCGAGCAUGUCGUCCCUGAAAAGGGAACUGUGCCACUCUACGUGGAACGCAUUGUGCGCAAUAUGGACGUAACCAUGUUUGGAUUACUGGCUGGAAGAGAGAGGACGGCUCAGGAUUACGCAAGUAUUUUGAGCAGCGUGGAUGGGAGAUUGAAAUUGAAAGGAAGUACAUGUCCAGACGGAAGCGUGGUCACUAUCCUAGAAUUUAUUGUCGAAUAA